AUGAUCAGAACGUUCUCCCCAGUCAUGAGAAGCCUGGUUCAAGCCGCCGUAUGGAACUACGUUAGUUGCUGGCUCGUCGUUGUGAUGGUUACGAAUACCGUCGUUUACAACGGUUUCGCGACCAACAAUUUGAGCAAUGAUAGUGUACUGCGGCUGGUCUUAGUCGGACUCGAUUUCAUAUUCGUCAAUGCCGACGCCUACAGAUCUGACCGCGUCGACAAGGAAUCCAAGUGUUACCUAACUGGACUUGAGAACAGGGCGCCCGAGGAAGUAUGGGCGACCCUGGGUCUCGAACUUUUCGGAAAAUCAGAACGGUUGCAUACCUAUCACCCUAUAUAUAGAAUCAAUUUCCGGGAGGUUACAAAACGUCAAUACGGCACUGAGCGGCGAAUGUUCUGGGAUUUGCACGACAAGAGAUGCCAAGCUCAUGUGAGGGAGUGGUACAACGGAAAAACCGGCCCAUCGGCUUUCGACAAGAUCACCAAGCCAGUGCGGGAAGCAGAACUCAAGGCGUAUGAGAAAGCUGCUGAGGCGGUGCUGGAAAAGACACUCGCAAACACUGCCGCCAUGCUUGGCAUCUGUCUUGCGACCGCACUGGCACCAUGGACCUCGACUGACAAUACCGACGCGACCGCCUCGCAGCUUGGUUCUUACGCCCUACUAUUGACUAUUAGCACUGGUUUCUUUGCUAUAACUGGCAUUGUCGGGCAACUGCAGAACGCGACGAGAUCGGCGAGGACGCUCCUCAAGCUUCAGGAACGGACGAUCUACGCCGCUGCCACAGAUACAAACACGGCCAACAGCCCACUCCAUGACGGACCGCCAAUGAGUUUCACUGAGGGAAUACAGGGCCAGCUGGCCGUAACCUCGCUCAAGCUCUGGAAACAGGCGAGUCUCGGGGGGAAGAUGGGUUCUAUUUUUCUCGGGCCGGCUCUGACCCUUAUCCCACGACUACAUCGGGACUGCACUGAUCGGGCGAAUAUCUACUUCAAGGUCGGCAAAGAGGACUUUGCCAUGAAGACAGAUUUUGAAGAGUCGCCUGGUUGCUCCCCUCGCCUCUUUCGCCCUGCUCCACAGCCAACAUCGAAGGAUGCGGAACUUGAAGUGGUCUAG
Molecule: messenger RNA, 1113 nt
Organism: Diaporthe batatas
Lineage: Eukaryota; Fungi; Ascomycota; Sordariomycetes; Diaporthales; Diaporthaceae
Exons: 2
Coding region: 1-1113 (370 amino acids)
Source: RefSeq, a predicted model, not a curated record